AUGUUCACAUGUUCUAAACAUUUAUAUAUUCGUAUCAUUUUAUUCUUUUUAUUAUUACAUAUAUUAUGGUUAUUGAUUACAUAUAAACAAUUUCUAUCUCAAAAAAAUAAUGAUAAAUCAAUUUUAAUUAAUGAACCUUAUCAAUUAUUGAUACCACAAACAUGUUAUAAUAUUUGUCAAUUAAUUAUAAAAUUACCUAAAACUAAUUUUAUACAUUCAAAAUUCAUUAAAACAUCACAAAGAUUAUGGCCUAAUUUCAAUGCCAAUUUAAUGACAUUAUAUAAUACAAGUUAUUUACAUUUACCUGGUGGAUCAUGGUUAUAUUAUUCAAAUAAAACAUUUUGUGAAAAUAUUCCAGAAUAUGGUGUAGUUAUAAUUAUACCAAUAAAAGAUCAAUUUAAACAACUUUAUAUUACAUUAUCUACAUUAAUUCCAAUAUUACAAAUACAACAUUUAUGUUAUCGUAUAUUUGUUAUUGAACAAAUAGAUAAUGAAUUAAUGAAUAAAGGUAAAUUAAAAAAUGUUGGAUUUAUUGAAGCUUUAAAAUUAUUUAAAUUUAAUUGUGUUAUAUUUCAUGAUGUUAAUUUAGCACCAAUUAAUUAUUAUAAUUCAUAUCAAUGUGAUCAAUUAACUAAAUCUAUGGCAAUUCAUUUAAGUGUUGGAAUAAAUAUUAAUAAAUUUAAAUUACCUUAUAAUACAUAUAUUGGUGGUGUUUUAAAAAUUUCUACACAUCAUUUUAUUACUGUUAAUGGAUAUUCUAAUGAAUAUUGGGGUUUAGAUAUUGAAAAUGAUGAUGAUUUUGAAAAACGUCUUACAAUGACUGGUAUAAAAUAUAUACAUGUAAAUGAUAGAAUUGGACGAUAUCUUUAUAUACCAUAUACUUCACAAUAUUCAUCACAAUCGAAUAAUUUAAAGAAAUUAUUGAAUAGGUCAAAUAAAAUAAUGAAUUCUGAUGGAUUAAAUGAUGUAUCAUAUAAAGUUAUUACAAGAUCAGAUCUACCAUUUUUUACACAUCUUCGAGUUCUAAUAAGGCAAAGUUGA
Messenger RNA from Schistosoma intercalatum, 1041 nucleotides. The record is from the annotation of a GenBank genome assembly. NCBI's taxonomy places the organism in Eukaryota, Metazoa, Platyhelminthes, Trematoda, Strigeidida, Schistosomatidae.